Messenger RNA from Monascus purpureus, 1512 nucleotides. Lineage: Eukaryota; Fungi; Ascomycota; Eurotiomycetes; Eurotiales; Aspergillaceae. The record is from the annotation of a GenBank genome assembly.
GUGGGUCUGUCUUGUUCUUCUUUCGCCGACGGCGUCUGAAUGCUCUCUGUUAGCCGGUGGAACUCGAGCUAUAUAGCCGGAGCAUUCCCCCCUCAGGGAGGAAAGGAGGAGGAUUAUGAGCAGGCAGUGAUCAUCAUUCUAGCUUCUUCCAUAGCCAUCGCUCUAUGCACUCACCUUUCGUCCUUGCAACAGGAGAUCGUUGUCCCAAGCGCUCACCAGCCCGAUUGACAACGAUGUCCACGGAAAAGCUUCAAGUAGCCGUCGUCGGCCUAGGGCGGAUGGGUGCGCAUCACUCCCGGCUUCGACCACGGUAACAUGAGUGACAUGAGUAACAGAAUGCUGGCUAUAGGUAUGCGACACGCACGGCACUUCGCAACCCUCACCCCCAGAGCGCAUCUGGUGGCCGUCUGCUCGCCCGUGCAGGCCGAGCUGGACGCCGCGAAGAACGAGUUCGGCGGCCAUCUCCGCACCUAUCUCGACUAUGACCGGAUGCUGCAGCAUGAGCCGACGCUGCAGGCUGUUGUUGUUGCCAGCGUGGCCAGCGCACACGCCGAGCAGGCCGUCAAGGCCAUCGAGAGGGGGCUGCAUGUUCUCUGUGAGAAGCCGUUGAGUACGAGCUUGGAGGAGGCCGAAUGCGUCCUGGCAGCAUACAAAAAAUCCCUCCUGACGCGCCCCGGGCAGAAAGUCAUGUGUGGCUUCUCGCGGCGCUUCGACGCUUCAUACCGUGAUGCUCAUGCGAGAGUAGCCAGAGGCGAUAUUGGAGUCCCCUCGGUCUUCCGCUCGCAGACAUGCGACAAGCUCGAUCUGUCUACAUUCACGCCUGCUUACUCCGGCAUCUUCACGGAGAGCUCGGUGCACGAUAUCGACCUCACCCUGUGGUUCCUGGGGGAAGACAGCCGCGUCAAGAGCGUCUUCGCAGCCGGCAUUACGGCCAUCGAGCCGGCACUGCGAGAGCGCAACGAUCGGGAUAAUGGGAUAGGCAUUGUGGAAUUCUACAACGGCAAAAUCGCCCAGCUUCUCGUCUCCCGCAUGAUGGCCGCCGGACAAGAAGACACCACCGAAAUCAUCGGUACGCAGGGCAAGAUCGCCGUCAACGCAGCGCCGCAGCUGAACCUGGUGCACAUCCACGAUGCCACGGGGAUCCGGCGCGAGGUGCCGGCGGACUACUUUGGACGGUUCCGGGAGGCGUUUAUCACCGAGGCGAAUGAGUUCACGGCGAGUUGCUUGAACGAUACGCCGGCGCCGAUUAGGUUGGAUAGCACGGUGAAUGCGAUGAAGAUUGCGUGUGCGUUGCAGGAGAGUAUGGUGACGGGGCAGAAGGUCGAGUUCGAUGAGAGCGGACAGAGGGUUUCUUUGGCCAAGUUGUAGAUGCUGCCAGCAACGACGGGUUUCAUAGACUGUCAUUCCCCGCUGGUAUAGCCGGCGGGAAACGAAUAGACUUCCCCGUGGGGUAUCAAGGUCAGGAAGAUCAGGGAUCAUCGUGCAUGAUGGUGGAGUAGAGACUGGCUAGAC